AUGCCUGAAUGCACGCAUCUGACAACCACCCGAACUGCUUUCGUUGUUAUGUUCAUUGUUGGAGUCUCCACAAUUCUUGUUUUGCGCUACUCAAACUUAGACAGUUUAAAUUUUAAACUCAAUGGAAAUGACGUACACGGUACAGACAUGGCUUUUCGGAGCACCAACAUUGAUUUACACUUCAUUGAAAGUCGAAUAACUAUAGAUGAUUUUGGGAACAUCAAAUAUUCAAGCAAAAAUAAAAGGAAAGGUAACUGUCACAAAUGCUUUCUCCACGAGUUUAAAUAUGUUAUUGAUAAUCCAAACAUUUGCAAUGAGGAUCGAGGGGAAACAGCAAGAAUAUUCAUAUUUGUAUUUACAGAGCACUCCAAUAUUGACAGAAGAACUGCAAUACGAAAGACAUGGUUAUCAUUGUCGAACAAUAACACAUCGGAAGUACGUUAUGCAUUUGUACUUGGAGAAACUGAAGACAAACAUCUACGGGAUGCCGUACUAAAAGAAAAUGAAAUCUACCAUGACAUCAUCAAGGAAAAUUUUAAGGAUAGCUAUAGAAACUUAACAUACAAAACAAUAUUGGGUUUGAAGUGGGUUACCGAAAAAUGUCCAAGCGUGCAAUUCAUAAUGAAAACAGACGAUGAUGUGUUUUUGAAUAUAAAGUCUUUGAUGUUGAUGCUGAAUAGUAGCAACGACUUGGGACAAAAUGACGCAAUAAUUGGGGAUUGCCACAUAAUUGCUGAUCCAAUACGUGAUAAGCAUUCAAAGUGGUAUGCUUCUGUUUAUUCCUAUCCGGAUAGAUUCUAUCCAGGAUUUUGUUCAGGCACAGGAUAUGUAAUGAGCUCAAGCGUUGCAAAGGCUUUGUAUAAAAUAUCACCAAAUGUCCCAUUUUUUCACCUUGAAGAUGUGUACAUAGCAAUGUGUAUGAAAACCCUUGGGUAUAGACUUGUUCCAACAAGUGGCUUUGUGGUAAAUCAUAAGGCUAAUGUGUGUGAAUAUAAAUACAUGGAUGUUGUGACUGUACAUAAUAUAUCCCCGAAAGAAAUGGAAGAAAUAUGGAAUUCACACUGCUAAAUGUUUGCUAAGUAUAUUCAGCACGUGUCUAUUAUAAAUACGUGUAGUGCACGGAUGGAUCGCUUUUAUGACAUGAUGCACGUUCUACAUGUGUGUUGAGUGGCUAGAUAUGAACACGUAUUCAGUGUUUUUAUAAAUAACCGUAUCAACGUAGAUUGUAUACGAUAAACUUGAAAUUUGCGCGCGAUUGAAAAGCAUGAGGCAAAAUUGGAAACACAUUUAACAUUUUAUAAAUUAAAUAUUUAGCAAGCAUAA
Mya arenaria is the source of this 1323-nucleotide messenger RNA. RefSeq names its product beta-1,3-galactosyltransferase 1-like. Gene Ontology annotation, molecular function: hexosyltransferase activity. Lineage: Eukaryota; Metazoa; Mollusca; Bivalvia; Myida; Myidae. The transcript has a single exon. The record is from RefSeq and is a predicted model, not a curated record. Gene Ontology annotation, cellular component: membrane. Bases 1 to 1068 code for a protein of 355 amino acids.